Messenger RNA from Engraulis encrasicolus (European anchovy), 2462 nucleotides. It is a transcript of the gene chmp2ba, whose product is annotated as charged multivesicular body protein 2Ba. Gene Ontology annotation, cellular component: ESCRT III complex; multivesicular body. Gene Ontology annotation, biological process: late endosome to vacuole transport; protein transport; endosome transport via multivesicular body sorting pathway. The record is from RefSeq and is a predicted model, not a curated record. NCBI's taxonomy places the organism in Eukaryota, Metazoa, Chordata, Actinopteri, Clupeiformes, Engraulidae. The transcript is spliced from 6 exons. Bases 94 to 789 code for a protein of 231 amino acids.
GCACGGCGAAUUCCCAGAAAGUAGUUAGUGCGUAACCGUCAGUAUAGUUAGUGUUCUCUAUAUGAAUGUAACUCGACGCACAGAGGAAAGGCAAUGGCUUCGCUAUUUAGGAAGACAACAGUUGACGAUAUCAUUAAAGAACAAAGCAAAGAGCUGAGAGGAACUCAGAGACAAAUCACCCGCGACCGAGCAGCUUUGGAGAAGCAGGAGAAGCAAAUGGAACAGGAAAUAAAAAAGAUGGCCAAAACGGGCAACAGGGAGGCUUGCAAGAUCCUCGCCAAGCAGUUAGUGCAGCUGAGGAAGCAGAAGAACCGGACGUACGCGGUCAGCUCCAAGGUCACCUCCAUGUCCACUCAGACCAAGGUCAUGAACUCCCAGAUGAAGAUGGCAGGAGCCAUGUCUACCUCGGCUAAAACCCUGCAAGCGGUUAACAAAAAGAUGAACCCCCAAAAUACCUUGAAGACCAUGCAGGACUUUCAAAAGGAGAACUUGAAAAUGGGAAUGACAGACGACAUGAUCAACAAUACGCUGGAUGAGAUCUUCGAGGAGUCAGGAGACGAGGAAGAAUCCCAAGAUAUUGUGAGUCAAGUUCUCGACGAGAUAGGAAUCGAGAUCUCAGGAAAGAUGUCCAGAGCUCCAUCAGCAGGCAGGUCCCCUCUCCGUUCACCCCUCCGUUCACCCCUCCGUUCACCCCUCCGUUCACCCCUCCGUUCGUCCAAGAGCAAAACUACAAUCUCCAUCUCAGAUGACGAUAUCGAGAGGCAGCUCAAGGCCCUAGGGCUGGACUAACUAGCGACUCCUGAAGUUGAACCUCUGUUACAAACUCGGUUGUCAAUUAAUUGUGUUCAUGCUGACAAGAGAAUUGCUCUGGUUCCCAUUCCCACACCUUUCUUGAACCGACUGGAGUGUUCAUGCUAAAAAUCCUUAGUGUUCAGGAACCAGAAAAUGGCCUUGCACUAUUUUAAAACAAAUCUGUAAAGCUUUUCUCUGUGAUGACAAUGCACAGUAGAUAUCAGCAAGUUAAUCUGGGGGUGACACCGUCACUUGUAUUAAAGAACGCAAAACUGGUAUGAAUGUGGGUGGUUUACAAGUCAAUAUUUCAGUUCUGAAUGCAACUAGUGCGGGAAUGGGCACCAGCAACUCUCCCAGUUGGCACGGAAACAGUAAAUGAAGAACUUCAUGCUUCAAGCCAGCAUCUGAACAUCUCAUGGAUGAAGUUGGUCAGGAUGGUUUUAAAGGAAAACACUGAUGCUUGUGUGGAGCAGAUCAGCAAAUGAAAAGUUACAAAAUGAUAACUCUCAGAACUAGUUUAUAAAUUAAUCAGACUCAUCCUAACGGUUCAGUGGAAAUCCAGUGAAUUUAAGUUUUGCAAUUGUUUUUAUUGCUGACAAUUUUUUUUUAUAAAAGCUUGGCCAAGCACAGAAACAGCCCCUGCCAAGACACCUGUGGAAUUUCAAGGACACACAAGCUAAUUAUGCUCUAAUGACAGAAGUGCCAGCUCAGUUUUGCUGCUGAAGUCUGUGUGUUGUAAUGCUGUUGGUUUCCAUCCCCUAACAGUUCAAUGUUUUUGUACCUGCAUACAUGCGUGGGUUUGAAUUGUCUGCAGAACUACUUUUGCAGAAAUCGGUAGAAAUCAACAGUAUUUGUGUAUUAAUGUGUAUUAAAAUACCUAUGUGUUCUCUCCUUAGGUAUUUUGCAGUGAGUAUUGACUUUUUGUAUUUCAUUUGCAGCAUUUUACAUUCUGCAUGAGAAUCACAAAUUAAUUGGUGAAUAGAGUUGAAAAGCCAUGACCAUUUUUAAUACUGAAGCGCAGCUAUAUUACAUCUAGCCUACUUUCUUAAAUGGACAAGGAGUUAAGGGAACAGGUUUGGAGCCUGAUAGUUGGCAGCUUGAUUUGCAAUAUUGCCUGGUGGUUGUGGGGACUGAGUAAAUGGUACAUGUCCGCAACACUGUUAAUGAUCCCAGUUGUUCAAUGGCACAACGUUUCGGACCUAAGUCCUUCUUCAAACAUCCGAAACGUUGUGCCAUUAAACAACUGGGAGCAUUAACAGUGUUGCGGAAAUGUAUCAUUUACAUCAAUAUCAUGUAUUAUCAUGUAUUAUCAUUAAUUUUAUCCAUCACUAUGUUUCUAAACAUGUGUACAUGUCCAUGGGGGACAAAUAAAGAUUUGAAUUCUUGUAAAGGGACAAUUGCCACUGAUGAAUGUUGGGAUACCUUUUUCAACUCACACAUGUAAAUAUCUGCAGUGCUUUGAUUGAAAUGAAUGUGAAUGUGACUUUUCCUGUCACUGUGAAAACAAUUCAGAUUUAAGUAAAUUUUCUUGUCUUGUCCAAUAAUGUUAUAUUCAAUUUUGUAUGCUGGUAAUUUCAAUACUGUUGAAUUGGGACUCAUGGGUUUUUACCGUCUUUGUGAUAUACUGUAUACCGAGCAUAUGCAGGCUAUUUGACUUUUUAAUAAAUAAA